Molecule: messenger RNA, 612 nt
Organism: Spodoptera frugiperda (fall armyworm)
Lineage: Eukaryota; Metazoa; Arthropoda; Insecta; Lepidoptera; Noctuidae
Exons: 1
Coding region: 1-612 (203 amino acids)
Source: RefSeq, a predicted model, not a curated record
AUGUCGUUUCGCGAACAUAUUAUGAAGAUCUGCAAAAGGGCAUUUAGGAACCUAGGUUUUGUUUUGAGGCAGACGAGAAACUUCACCAAUAUUGCAACAGUUAGGGUCCUGUAUGACGCAUUAGUCAGGAGUCAUCUGGAACAUAGUGCUGUCAUAUGGGAUCCGCAUGAGGCAAAGUACACAUUAAUGUUGGAACGCGUACAGAACAAGUUCACCAGACAUUUGUACUGGAAGCUGUAUGGGGUAUAUCCGUAUUACCCGCUGAUGUAUCCCACUUUGUUUGUGCUCGGCAUGGUGGGGUACAAUCAGCUCGGUGUACGGCGGAAAUUUGCCUUAGUUGCCUACUUGGUGAGGUUGCUCCGAGGUCUGGAACAUAACCCGGGAGUUCUGCGUCACCUGAGUCUGUCUGUACCAGACCGCUACGUGUGGAGACGGCGGCGCCCGCCAAUAUUGGCAGUGCCAACGGCGAGGACCAAUCUUCUCGCUAAAGCACCACUGACUCGCGCAAUCCGUACCAUCAAUAAGCUCCACAAUCAGAUUGACAUAUUUACAGCUCCUUCGAGUGAAUUCACAAAAGUAUUAUUGUUUAUUUUAAGUUACGAUGGUGAAUAG